Messenger RNA from Menidia menidia (Atlantic silverside), 2806 nucleotides. The record is from the annotation of a GenBank genome assembly. NCBI's taxonomy places the organism in Eukaryota, Metazoa, Chordata, Actinopteri, Atheriniformes, Atherinopsidae.
CGGAAGUCAGCGUCGGUGACGUCGCCCGGCUUGACUUGAGGCUUUGUGGAAGGGUUUGGUCAGUGUUGAUAGAAGGACAGCAUGAGACGCUUUUUCACUCGGACCAUGCAAACCCUUGAGCAUUUGGAGGAAAAUACCGUUUGACAUCUCAGAUGAAAAGAGACAUGUGGAGGAUCCUCACGCUCUCACUGGUAAUUGGCUUGGCUCUGGGCACCGAGGUGUCCCAGGAUGGGGGGACGUUGGCGGACGUGGUGCAGGAAAACGCCAGCGACAUAUCCUGCAUCGAGCCCGGAAGUGCGGGGCGCCAGAUCCUGGCCGCCCAGUUCGAGUGCUACCUGAAGAUAAUCCACGACCCGCCUCACACCGGAGAAGGACCUUACUGCAACCGAACAUGGGACGGCUGGAUGUGUUGGGGAGACUCGUCUCCAGGGACGGCCAUGCAGAUGUGCCCUGCAUACUUUCAUGACUUUGACCCUACUGAGAGAGUCACCAAAGUGUGCAAUCCCGAUGGCCAGUGGUUCCACCACCCGAAGAGCAACAGAGUCUGGUCCAACUACACCGAGUGUUCAGCCCACUCGAAAGUCAAAUUAAAGCUUGCGAUGAGCCUGUACUUCAUGGCUGUGGUGGGUCAUGGCCUCUCCAUCGUCUCCUUAAUCAUCAGUCUAAUCAUCUUCUCCUAUUUAAACAGUCUUAGCUGCCAGAGGAUUUCCCUCCACAAGAACACGUUUUGCUCCUUCAUCCUGAACUCCAUAGUUACCAUCAUGUUCCUUUCUGUCACUGUGGCCGGUAACGAAAACAUCCGAGCCAGCAACCCUGUGAGCUGCAAGAUCCUGGCGGUGCUGACUCAGUACACAUGCACGUCCAACUACUUCUGGAUGUUGUGUGAGGGCAUCUACCUCCACACGCUCAUCAUAGUGGCCGUGUUCGUAGGGGAGCAGCAGCUCUUCUGGUACUACAUCCUGGGAUGGGGUUUCCCCAUCGUGCCUGCCAUCACGUUCGCUGUUGCUCGUGGGCUCUACUUUAAUGACAUGUGUUGGAUCAGCACAAACACACAGUUGGUCUACAUCAUCCACGGGCCCAUCCAGGCCGCGCUGCUUGUGAACUUGUUCUUCCUGCUGAAUAUCGUUCGAGUUCUCAUCACCAAACUGAAGCGAACGCACUGCGCUGAGUCCACAGCCUACAUGAAGGCGGUGAGAGCCACGCUCAUCCUCAUCCCUCUGCUGGGCGUCCAGUUCAUCCUCUGGCCGUACAGACCAGAGGGACACAUCAGCCAGGCCAUCUUUGAAUUCUUUAUGAUCAUCUUCUCCAACUUCCAGGGGCUCAUGGUGGCCAUUAUAUUCUGUUUCUGCAACGCUGAGGCUCAAACAGCGAUGAAGAGGAAGUGGGCUCAGUGGAAAUCCGCCUGGGGCUACACUGGCUGGGGAGAGACGCCUGCCAACAGCAACCACUUUAGCUACCACACCAACUCCUCCAUAGCCGAGACCAGCCGCGCCACGGUGAGCCCGGAGCAGCCCGCCGCCACCGCCACACCCGUCCAGCCCAAAGGGAACUGCCACCAGAUGGCCCUGCUGCACCACAAAGCCAGCAGCCAGGAAAAGACCAGAAAGCCAUCAACCAACGGGGAGGUGGACAUUAACAACAUGCUGGAGACCUCUGACAUCUGAGCGGAUGAAGGCUGUGCCGCAAACCCAUUAAGUACACCACAACUGAAAAAAACGGAUAUUUAAAUAAGAAACAAACACGUACGGGGCUACUAUCUGGAGAACAAUCAAACAUGCGAUGUUUCUUGUGCAUGCACUUCCAUUUUACAGGAGCCAAAGUCUUUUUGUUUCUUGCAAAAACCAAUAGGGAAAUACAAUUAUCACCAUGGUGCCACCUUGCUUUAAUCAUGUCAACUUAUGUAUUUUGGUUGGUUUUGUGUACUGUAUAUAUUUUUUCUAUACGAUUCACUGCCAUAUGACGUACAGUACAUGGACCUACGUCUGUACAGUCCGCUGCCCUGUGGAGCCUCUGGACGCUUUAGCCUCGCACCACUGUCACUGAUGAAUAUCUCUGGCUGCUCGCGUGAUUUCCUGUGUUGUACAUGCCUUAAAAAUGAAAAGGACAUUUUCAAUCUGUGAUUAUUUUUUAAUAAUGGUCUCUUUUUUAAAACGUAAUAGCUUUCUCACCCCAUUAAAGAAUACUUUACUCACAUUUCCCAACAAAAACACAAAUAGCAUUUAGUGUACAAAGGAGUUUAUGGGGGCCAAAGCAUCUUGAAUUUAUACCGCAGAACAUCAUGAAAAAUAUGUUUUAGACACACAAACCCGAGUAACUAUAUAAAAAGUUGAAAUGUAAUACCACAUACAAACGGGUUGUGACAUUAGCAUCAGCCUCUCGCCAAAUGUGGGUAAAACCAGAAGGUAGCUGAUGAAUUUGAAUGUGUUAUUUUCUUAACUCAUGCCAGUACGGAUACAAAGGCAAAAGGGAUUAAGUUCACAUGCAGUAUGUUCAGGAUCAAUUAAGCCUGUGGAAUCAUGUAUUUAAGCAGAGAAUGCAAAUUUUAAAAAUGAUUUUUCUGUUCAUUCUUUUAUUCUAAAUUGUUUUUGGGAGACAAAAAAUGCCCUCUGGUUUGUAGUUUGUACAAUAUUUGUUUUGUGUGUAAUACAGCAGAUCUUUGAUAUGGUGAGCUUUAAUACGAUUUAAUAAGAGCUCAAAAUGACAGAAUUUACUGACAAGCCUGUGUCCACUGUUGGAAAUAAAUGUUUUUUUUAUUUCAUUAUUCUGUCUCUGAAUCACUCCCAUUCUGCCAGCCCCUUCCAUAAAA